Fomitopsis serialis is the source of this 930-nucleotide messenger RNA. RefSeq names its product mitochondrial carrier. Bases 1 to 930 code for a protein of 309 amino acids. Gene Ontology annotation, biological process: carnitine transmembrane transport; mitochondrial transport. The transcript is spliced from 8 exons. Gene Ontology annotation, molecular function: O-acyl-L-carnitine transmembrane transporter activity. Gene Ontology annotation, cellular component: mitochondrial envelope. The record is from RefSeq and is a predicted model, not a curated record. Lineage: Eukaryota; Fungi; Basidiomycota; Agaricomycetes; Polyporales; Fomitopsidaceae.
AUGCAGAGCGAUACGUCGUCGGAAGAGGUUCUUGUGACCACGAACGCGCCGACGUCGACGGCAGAGUCAAUCAAGUCGUUCCUUGCGGGAGGGUUCGGUGGUGUCGCUGCUGUGGUCGUAGGUCAUCCCUUCGACCUGACCAAGACACGACUGCAGACGGCACCUUCUGGGACGUACACGGGUGCACUCGAUGCGGUGAAAAAGACUGUGGCGAGAGAUGGACUCACUGGGCUGUACCGUGGCGUCGUUCCACCAUUGCUGGGUGUGACACCUAUAUUCGCAGUUUCAUUCUGGGCAUACGACAUGUCGAAAGCACUCAUCCUUGCCGCAACGCCAAAGCGUACUGACCAAACACUAUCAAUAUCCGAGCUGGCUACUGCCGGAUUCCUCUCCGCGAUACCCACGACACUCGUCACUGCGCCAGUCGAGCGCGCGAAGGUCCUCCUGCAGGUUCAAGGUCAGGGACAUGGUGGUCCUCAGUACACCGGCGUGUUCGACGUCGUGAAGCACCUGUACAAGGAGGGUGGCCUGCGCAGCGUAUUCCGAGGCUCUGCUGCGACAGUAGCACGCGACGGACCGGGAAGUGCUGCAUACUUCGCAGCGUACGAGCUAACGAAACGCGCUCUGACUCCCGCCGGAGCGUCGAGCGGGGAUCUGAAUCUCGGCGCGAUCAUCGUGGCUGGAGGAACCGCCGGUCUUGCGAUGUGGUCCAUUGCGAUACCACCUGAUGUCUUGAAGUCAAGAAUACAGUCUGCGCCAACGGGCACGUACUCUGGCUUCAUGGACUGUGCGCGGAAGACCAUUGCUGCUGAUGGCGUUGGUGCUUUGUGGAAGGGCCUCGGGCCGGCUAUGGCUCGGGCUUUCCCGGCAAACGCGGCGACGUUCUUGGGUGUCGAGGCCUCACGAAAGCUCAUGGACAAGUAUUUCUGA